Macadamia integrifolia is the source of this 2073-nucleotide messenger RNA. RefSeq lists its product as uncharacterized. Bases 412 to 2073 code for a protein of 553 amino acids. NCBI's taxonomy places the organism in Eukaryota, Viridiplantae, Streptophyta, Magnoliopsida, Proteales, Proteaceae. The record is from RefSeq and is a predicted model, not a curated record. The transcript has 2 exons.
GAAAAAUUGAGAAAAAUUUGAGAGAAGGAAUAUGGCCCCAUGAAGGUUUUUUCUAAUUCCCUCUCUCUAAAUAAAUAAUCUCUAUAAAAGUUUAAAUGUGUAAUCCUUCCUUGAGCCGGGAGACUUAGUCUGAUUCGGUUCGGUCCGAUUCGGUUCGAUUCAGUUUUGGCCUUGAAGCACAAGGGUUAUCUCCCCUUGUUUCUUGAUUAAAGCCGGCUUAAGUACCAAGAAGGAGUGUAAUCCGAAGUUUCACUUUCUCAUCAUAUUCUACCCAGUUGAGGCACCAUUUCUCGUCAGGAAAGCCAUUCCCUACCCUUGUGGGUCAGAGGUCCCAAUUCAAGUAGACUAGUGAGGCUUUCGCCAGAACCCUCAUUAGAAGUGUUUCCCGUUUCCCCAGAGGGUACAGAUACUAUGAGUCAAGAUAACAUUUCACCAGCAAAUCCCGACUCCAUGGAGGCCCGUGUCACUAAGAUUGAGGAGAUGUUAGCAAACUUAACUGCGAUGAUGCAAGCUCAGGUUGGUGGUGCUCGACCGGCAGAAGUUCAGGACCAACGGAGCCGUCUCCAUAGUCCUAGGGUUGUUCCUCACCUCAAUGUGUUAGGUGUUGAGGAUGAUGUUGUGAUUGACAAUAGCCCUGCUAUAGGAAAGUCUGAAAGUCUUGAGAACCAAGAGUUGAAGGAUAAAGUUAGUCGCCUUGAACACUUGAUCAGGAACCUUAAAGGUGUUGAAGAUCAGAUCAUUGAUACUGAAGGGUUAUGUUUCUUUCCUCAUGUUAGGUUGCCAGAAAAAUUUAAAUGGACCUCUGAAAAGUUUGAUGGUAGGGGUGAUCCCCGUACUCACUUAAGAUCUUUUAUUGGCCAGUUGAGGGGAGGCCGAGGCUUCACGGAUGAGCAACUGGGGCAGGCCUUCCAAUUUUCACUGACUGGUGCUGCUCACCAUUGGCUAAUGGCCCUAGAUUCUUCCUCAACCCGCACUUGGGAUGACAUGAUGAAGGCGUUUACUCGCCAAUACUCCUAUAAUACAGAGAUAGAAUUGACCAGGAGAGAGUUGGAAACAACAAAGCAAGCAGCAGGUGAAGGGUUCACUAGCUAUUUGAAAAGGUUUCGGGACAAAGCGGCUCAGAUGUGGGAUAGGCCCAAUGAGAGAGAGCAAGUGGGAAUGAUAGUGAGAGGACUGCGAGACCCAUACCGAAAGUUUUUGUUUGCUCUCCCCAUCCUCAACUUCGAUGGUUUGAUAGUCGCGGCACAACAGGUCGAGGAUGCCAUCUUUCAAGAGGAACUCCCCAAAGUGGAUCGGUAUGCAACUGAGUCCAGUAGUAGCAGAAGACCUCCACAACAGAAAAGCUCAGGGGUCAAUGCCAUAAUGCCUACUCUCCCUUCUGCGGCACCAACAUUGUCCACAAUGGUAGCUCCGUUCACACUAGAGCAAGGGACAGCUCCUCCCAAUCGACCUAAGAGGCAGUUUGCUAAUUUGGGUGCAUCCCUGAGUUCAGUUUUUAGCAGAUUAGUGAAGGCCGGAUUGAUUUCUACGAUCCAACCAAGGCCUAUUCCCAAGCCAAAACCACGUUGGUAUAAUCCAGACCUAUUCUGCCACUAUCAUUGCCAAGAAGGACAUACCACAGAUAACUGUUUCAAUUUGAAACAUGCUAUACAGGACCUUUAUGAUGCUAAAAAGUUUGAGCUUCGACCUAAACAGCCUAGUGUAACCACAAAUCCUCUUCCAAAUCACCAAUCAAUCAAUGCUCUUGGUGAGGAUUUGAAAGAAUUUGACCCCACCAUCUUUAUUAGGCGUCUGUCUAUCCAGAGCAAGGGGCAUGUUCAUGUGGUGGAAUCGGACGCGAAGCACAAACAGAUUAAGACAGUUGAAGGAGAGUUUAUGAAGUAUCAAUCAGAAGCAUCUGAGACUCUUGAGAUGGUACCCUAUUUCAAGAAACCGAAUGGUCAAUUCAUUAAGGAAGUGCAUGACUCUUCAUACUCUGGGUUUUCAGAACUGUGGCUCGAUGAAAUAUCAGGAAAGGAGUUACCAGGUUUUGAGAUCUUCUUUAACUGCGUGGGUGAUCGGGCAGAGUCUUAA